Molecule: messenger RNA, 3064 nt
Organism: Ceutorhynchus assimilis (cabbage seed weevil)
Lineage: Eukaryota; Metazoa; Arthropoda; Insecta; Coleoptera; Curculionidae
Source: the annotation of a GenBank genome assembly
UCGACGAUUCGUCCAUGACGUCAUUUAUCCGGUAAGUUACCUUGUUCGAUGUUUCAAAUGUGAACGCUUCCGCCUUCCGGGUGACACCCGGCGAUCUGAAAGGGCCCAUGAAAAAAAAAUCAUGAAAUCGUAAAAUAUCUACCGUAUCAGAUUCAUGAACGCGACCCCAAUGAGUGGAGUGAGAGAAGAGAAAAGAAGAGAAAUAAGGUUAGAACCAUCCACCCUUUUGCCUUUAAGUAGCCACUUUUGCCGCGGGAAACGGUAGUGAACAUUGAAUUUUAAGUACCUUUUGUUUUUUUUCAGUUUAUUUAUAAUAAUUAGAAAUGGAUUUUGUAUUUGACGGCAUAUUAUUAUCGCUAGGUUUAUCUGCCGUGAUAAUACUUUUAUUGUUUUAUGCAGCUAUAAACAUUAACUUCAUACGAAAGAAUGGAUUUUAUGUAACUGCGAACUGUUGGUUCUGCAAUGAAGACUCCAGAAUUUUGUUCUCAGAAAGAAAUAACUUUGUGUGCCAGUUAUGCUGUCAAUAUAAUGGCUUUAACAAGGAUGGUGGCUACAACAAAGAAAUCAAAGCCCAAUACGAAUUCUCGAAGUUUAUGACAGAUGAGACUAAUGCAACAUCGACCGCCCAUAUUUCAUCUAAUGGCCUAUGUAGUACUUGCAAUAGAAAUCAAGAAUUAAAAGUUAUCCAACUUUCCAAAUUCGAGCCCAUGAAUUAUAAAAAUUAUUAUACAGAAAUUCAACAUUUUGAGAAACAACUUGAAAAGUCUUACGGCCUGUGUGAAACAUGCUCAGAAACGGCUGCAAAGACUAUCAGAGAGCAGAGUGAAUGGAUAUCUGGAUAUAAACUACAGAACCCAAAAAACUCUAAAAUGGCAAUUUGCCAGGGUGGCAAAAAAUUUAGUUUAGUUAUCACUGAUAUGUUUCUAUCUGUGUUGUCAUUUUUAAAUGUUUUAGUUUUGUGUAAUUUAGAUGUUUUUUUACCAAAUACAAGUACACUGCCAGGUAGUGUGAUAUUGUCCAAUUUAUAUUCGUCAAUUAACAAUAUUGCUAGUGAAUUAGGAGUUAAUAUUUUACCUGAAACUAAACAUGUUCAAUUUUUAAAUGUUUUAGUUUUGAGUUCAUUAGGCCUUAUAAUAGAAUUAUUAUUCUCAACAAUAUUUGCAUCAAAUAAUUUUUCAACAAUAUUUGCACAAAAUAAUUUUUUAACAAAAUUUGAUCAACUUUAUGCUUGGUUUAUGUUAACUGUUAUAUCUUCAAUUGACCCUAAAAAGAAUUUUAUUCCAUAUUUAGAAUAUCUAGAAAUUGUUUUUUCUUUAUAUUUGACCUAUGCCUAUGCUGCUACUUGUAUAAAACGUGAUCCCGUAAAAAUAAAUUAUGCAAAAUCAUUAAAUGGUACUAAUAAUACGUUUUUUAAAUCAUCAGAUAGUGCUAAUGAUACUUCUUUUGUGUCCGCUCAGAAUCAUUUCGAUAUAAACCAUUCAGGCAGUAAAUCAGUAAACAGUACUAAUAAUACGUUUUUUGGAUCAUCAAAUGUUGCUACUAAUUGGUCUUUUGCAUCCGCUCAGAAUCAUUCUGAUAUAGACCAGACGAGCAGCGUAUCAGUAAGCACAAAUUCUGCCAUUUCUCCAAUCAGUUAUAUGUCAGUAAUAGAUGAUUCAGUUUCAAAUCAAUUACAGCAACAAAGCCCUAACCGAAACAUGAGUUCGGCUUCUAGAAUAUCAACAAAUAAUUCGAGCCAUAUGGAAUUUAAUGCAAGUUAUAAUAAUAUCUGUGGCACAGCAACUGACGAAAGUGCACUAAACACAUCUUUUGAUAAACUAAAAAUUCAAAGUCCUUCAAAGGCCUAUAUUAGACCCUUAAAUAAAAACAGACCCCUAAAUCCUUUUAAAGAACCUCAGUUUCCUAUAUUAUUUAAUGAAAAUUUUAUUUCUGAAGUUUCCUUCAACUCAGAUAGUCAUGCUGUUCUAAAUCAAAAUCCUGGAGCUGCGUCUUUCAGAGGCAAACCAAUAAUAUUUUCAACAAAUGCUAUUUUUCGAGGAUCAGCAGGGCGUUUGGUUAGUAAUGAUAAUACUUUCGAAGGGCCUUUUGGUCUAUAUAACAUGUCAAAUUACACUCAUACAUCUUCUGCUCCUCUAAGACGGGACAGAAAAAUACAUAAUUCUUCAUAUCGUCGUCAUCUCGAUCUCUGAGCAACUUCAGCAGUUGUAAUUUUUUGGAGUAGCUCAGGUAUCUUGAAAGGACCCAUAAAUCACUGCCAAGCUCAAGGGCAAAUUAUCCUGGAAGAAAUUACUAGUUAAUUUCUUUUCAAACCGUUAUCUACUUUUAAAAAUAUUUUUUUUUUAUUUUGGUAGGAUAGAAAAUGAACGACCUACCUCAUGUUUUACAUUACAUAGGUUUUUUCAGAAAAUUUACAAUUGUAUUUCAUAGUUGACAUUGACAAUAAAUAAAACUUGAGAACUUGACAAAGGAAUGGCUUGCACCAAAUCAAAUUUAAAUAUUAGGUUUAGUAUUGAAUUAUUAUUUAGGUUUAUUUUUUGUAUAUCUACCUAUUAUAUAAGAAUAUUGAAUUUUGUUGUCCAUUGCUCAGGCAUGUAAACUCAGUUAAAUGUUAGGUUGAGUAUUAGGGCAAGAACUAUUUAAGUUUUAUUUUUGUUUAUCUAUGAGAAUAUUAAGUUUUGUUUUUGGAUGUCUAUUGUUCAGACUCUCAGACAUGUGAACUUAGUUGGUCCACUUCUUUAUUAACUUCAAAGCAGGGGUCUAUGUCAAGCCUCAUAUUGACGGAAAGCUGAAAUAGGGGGCCCCAGCUUCAUCAUGUUAAAAUCAGGUUUCACCAUAACACUCGAUCACCUUCUUCAUUUUGUAAUACUAAUAGGUGACGAUUACCUGCGCUCACAGGGUUCAAGUAGAGAGAGUGGAUUUGUUUUUUUUUGUGCUUGAAAAUGGCUGUAUGUAUAAUUUAAGUUUUGUUCCUGUUCUUAGAAUCUAUUUUUACUAUUGUGUUAGAAUUAUAUUUUUGUUUAAAAUGUUCCUUUUAAUUUAAUAAAUUUUUCUUAAUUUACCUUAA